Ipomoea nil (Japanese morning glory) is the source of this 2117-nucleotide messenger RNA. RefSeq lists its product as uncharacterized. The coding region runs from base 253 to 1863 and encodes 536 amino acids. Lineage: Eukaryota; Viridiplantae; Streptophyta; Magnoliopsida; Solanales; Convolvulaceae. The transcript has 6 exons. The record is from RefSeq and is a predicted model, not a curated record.
AAUAAAGGCUUAAAAAUGUAGUUAGUGAGAGUAGCUAGCUUAGCUUAGCAUCCUAGUCACUAGUGAAUGUCUUUUAACAUUCCGGCGAAUCUUUAAUUCUUUACACCUCACUUCUGCGUCUCUUUCCCCUUUUCCACCGCAGCCAUGCUCCUCCCUACUCGCUCUCCAUGAACGAUCAACUCUAAUCUCCAACUAGAUCAUACAUUUUUCCGUUGAUACAUUUACAUUUUAGUUUUAGUUUUAGAUUUAGAGAUGGCGGAGGUGAUGGAGUCCAACUCCUGGCGAGACGAGCUGGCCAGCUUAAUGGAGGACACCGGGAUAAGAUUCCCGGCCGCCGGGGGUGACGACGACGACGACGAUGCUAUCGGAGUGUCGACGCCGGCAUUCGAGGGGAAGAGAUCGGCGGCGGCGGCAGCGUUCUUGUUCCCGGAGAGCGAGGCGGCGAAGGAGACGGAGAGCUUUAAGGAGCAAAUUAAGGGUUUCGGCAAGGCUUGGGGGGAGCUGUUGAUGGAGCUGGGGAGAGGGUGCAAAGAGGUGGCGCAGCAGAGCUUGUUGACCGAGGAUUCCUACAUUGUGCGGAAAACCAAAGGCCCCUUGUCCGAGGUUUCGAAGAGAUUGAGGUUUGUGAACGAGUACUUGCCGGAGGACAAGGAUCCGGUGCACGCUUGGUCGGUCAUUCUGUUCGUCUUCAUCCUCGCCCUUGCCGUGCUGAAUGUAAAUAAUACACGGGAUACUCGAGGCUCAGAAGUGAAGAAAGUAUGCAUCCAUCCUCCUAGCGCUGUCCGGAUAUUACUUCCAGAUGGUAGAUACAUGGCAUAUCAGGAGCUCGGGGUUCCAUCUGAUAAAGCUCGAUAUUCGCUGAUUAUGCCUCAUGGUUUUCUCUCGUCAAGGCUUGCAGGCAUACCGGGAGUCAAGAUGUCGCUGCUGGAGGAGUUUGGUGUUCGCCUGAUAACUUACGAUCUUCCUGGCUUUGGAGAGAGCGAUUCUCAUCCCGAAAGGAAUCUUAACUCAUCAGCUCUGGAUAUGGCGUUUUUAGCAGAUUCUGUAGGUGUAAAUGGAAAGUUUUGGAUUAUUGGUUAUUCCAGUGGAGCCAUGCAUGCUUGGGCUGCACUGAAGUACAUUCCCAAUCGAAUUUCUGGUGCUGCCAUGUUUGCCCCGCUAGUUAAUCCAUAUGAUUCGAGCAUGACACGCGACGAAAUGACAGGAACCUGGGAGAAGUGGGUGCGAAGAAGGAAACUAAUGUAUGGUUUAGCACGAAGGUUUCCUAUGUUUCUUGGCUCCAUGUAUCGCCGCACCUUCCUAGCUGGAAAGCAUGGUAGAAUCGAUAAAUGGCUGUCUAUAUCAUUGGGAGAAAAGGAUAGAGCACUAAUAGAGGAGCCGGGCUUCAUAGAAUUCUGGCACCGGGAUGUGGAAGAGUCUAUCCGCCAGUGGAACGUUAAGCCAUUUAUCGAGGAAACCGUGUUGCAAGUGUCGAAUUGGGGUUUCAGCCUAAGGGAUUUGCAAGUGAAAGAGAAAUGCGACUCGAGCAGCAUUUUUCCCUGGCUAAAGUUCAUCUAUGGCCAACCGAAAUGUGAAUUGACAGGUUUUCUUGGACCAAUUCACAUCUGGCAGGGAAUGGAUGAUCACGUCGUCCCACCACCAAUGACUGAUUACGUUUCCAGGAUUCUACCAAACGCGUUUGUGCAUAAACUGCCAGACGAGGGGCACUUCUCCUAUUUCCUUUUCUGCGACGAAUGCCAUAGACAAAUACUCUCAACCCUUUACGGAACCCCCCAAGGAGCCAUCAAGACCAUCACCGAGACUUCGACAACAGAAGGCGUUGGAGAAGAGGCAUCUGCCGUCACAUAUUCCACCACAGAAUAACACGUUUGGUUGCUCCCUCUCACUCAAGGCUCUCGUGUAUAUAUAAAGAGUGCUUAUGGUCUUGAAAAGCAUAUAUUGUCAGCUUUCGAAGUCGAGUCUUUUCCUAAGUGGAGAUUUUCGUGGUUUGAUCAUAGAAGUUCACUUCUAACAACACAUGUUCUGAACCAUAGCAGCAAUAUAGAUAGACAUAGCAGACUUUCCUUUGACAGUUCAUAUGACUCAUAUUAAUGCCACAAAGUAUUGUUCUUUGUUUU